GGGGGGGGGGGGGGGGGGGUUCGACACGCUGUCACGAGCAUCCUUUAGCUUAGACCAAGUGUUCCCAGCAGACAUCGUGAGAGCCGGGAGCUCUUCUAAGAUAAAGGUCAAGUAUUACUUUAAUACUUUAAUAAUAUUUAAAACAGCUUUGUUUUCCAUCUAAACCGUUCUGCUUGUAGUUCACCCCUGGGUCACAUCAGAUGCAGAAGUGCGACGAUGAGCUGCGAAGCGCCGUGGAACCAAGAGCGCUUCUUUUUGGCGCCCUUCUUAACCUCCGGUCUCGAUCACAUCAGCUAUGGAGCGCGAUGUAGGCUCACGCCUUGCAACAGUCGUUUGGGCGGGGCUAUAUUUUGUGGGCGAGCCUGAUUUUGCCUGAUGUGAACAGAGGAGCAGUGGGCAAACUUUGAGAGCAAUCCACUUUGUGGCGCUUCCCAGCUGAUGUGAUCCUGGCUUUAGUUGUGUUUGGAGAACGUAGACGAGUAUUGAUAUUUGGGACAUGCCUUGUGCUGCUAAACUUCAAAGUUCCCAAUUGGGGGACGUUAGGGCCCAAAGGCCAUGUGGAAAGGUCUGGAAAGGUCACCAGUUGGGGUUCACUGGCUUAAAUACCUAAACUUCCUCCUUUAAUGAGCCGUUCCAGAAGGUGUUGUUGGUCCAUCGCUGUCCUUGUGACCCAAGCUUCAGCUUUAGCGCCAAAGCUCUCGGGGGACACUCCAACCGUGAUCAUGACAUCAUCCUCUUUGGCACAAAGGCCUGAUCUUCUGAUGAAGUGAAUCUAAACGAAUAACAAGAUUUUAGUUAUAAACCGUUGUGGUUGUCUUCGGGGUGAACGUGAUGCAGCCUGCUGUCUCUCUCUCUCUCUCUCUCUCUCUCUCUCACUCUCACUCUCACUCUCACUCUCACUCUCUCUCUCUCACACACACACACGCACACACAGAGACACACACACACACACACACACACACGCACACACAGAGACACACACACACACACAGACAAUUGCUGAGAGUCAUAAUCAAUAUUGUAUUGCACUGAAACAUGGAAAGUCCAUCAUGAUGAUAUUCUGAGUGAAGUAAGACCUCCAUGUCUUUAUUACUUCUUCUUGUGUGUGUGUGUGUGGGGGGGGGGGGGGGGGGGGUCCUUUGUGACUGUUUCCACUCACAUGUUCUAAUAAAUUAACACUGAACCAAUCAGAUGCUUUGUUUCUGUUAAUGUAUGCUUUUAAUGGAAAUGACAUAGAAACAUGAAACAACCGAUGCUUCGGGUCCGCUGUGCUUCAAACCUUCUGUUGGCGACGUGAAUCACGUUCUUCAUAAACAGUUUAGACGACCACGCUGACAUUUAAAUGGUUAAGAUGAACUCAUGUUUGUUGUGUCCCGCAGAGCUGAGGAGCUGAUGAAGACGUUAGGUGUUAGGGUUUCUGCUACAGUGGGAUGUGGAGUUUGCUGGUUGUUGGGAGUGGAAAUCAUCACACGGUGAUGUUGGAGAUGUUGGAGAGGUGCAACGGAGGCUGGGGUUUACAGAAAGCUUCAGUUGUUUAACACAGUUAGGCAGAAAUGUAGGCGCCACAUAAAAGAAAUGAACUGAAUUUUUAGUAGUUCCUCCCUCAGCAGCAACAACAACCUCUAAACACUUCCUAAAUCUUCCAAUGAGAAUCUGGAUUCUGGCUGAAGGUCUUCUGGACCGUUCGUCUUUACGGAACUUCUCCAGUUCAUCCAGGUCUGAUGCUUCUGAGCAUGGACAGCUCUCUAACUCACACCACAGAUGUUCAAUAAUAUUUAGGUCUGGGGACUGAGAUGGCCGUUCCAGAACGUUCUACUUGUUCUUCUGCAUGAACACCUGAGUGGAUGUUGGGCAGGGUUUCGGGUCCAGCCCCGGUGCAGCUUCAUCUUUGUCCCUGAUUCCUGGACAUUGGUCUCCAGAAUCUGCUGAUACUGAGUGGACACCAUGUGUCCCUCAUCUUUAACAAGAUUCCCAGUCCCUGCACCGGCCACAGAGCCCACAGCGUGAUGGAACCACCACCGUGUUUUACUGUAGGUAGCAGGUGUGAUUCUUGGAAGGCUGUGAUCCCUUGUUCUGCACAAAUAACUCCAUUUUAGUUUCAGCAGUCCACAGCACCUUGUUAAUGAAGCUGGCUAGUCCAGAUGUGCUCUAGCAGACCUCCAGCUGCUCUGUUUGAGCUGUGGGUGGAGAAAAGGCUUCCUCUGCAUCACUCUCACAUACAGCUUCUCCUUGUGGAGCUGAACGAUCUGCAGCCAGAUGAUGCUGUAGGUCCUGGUGCUGGUCUGUGGGUGGACUCUGACUGUUCUCACCGUUCUUCUCUUCUUUUCUUGGUCUGCCACUUGGAGCCGUAACUUGAACUGUGCCUGUGGUCUUCCACUUCCUCAACAUGUUCCUAACUGUGGAACCAGACAGCUGAGAUCUGAGACAGCUUUCUGCACCCUUCCCUAAACCAAGAUGGAGAACAGUCUUUGUUUUCAGCUCGUGUGGGAGAUGUUUGAGACCCCGUGUUGCUGCUCUUUAGAGAACAUUCAAAGAGGAGGGAAACUUGCAGCUGGCCCCUUGGAUGCUCUUUCUUCUGACGGGAUUCAGCUGUGUAUGGAGGUCAGGGCUCACUGAGCUUACCAAACCCAUUUAGUUUUAAUAAUUAGUUCUAAAGGUUUUGGGGUCAAUAAAAUGACAACAGUGUCCAAAUGUGUUUAAACAGCUGAUGCUUUCUGUAGAUCCUGUAAACUUGUUUCACUUCUCCAGCAUCACUGUGUGUGUCUCCUAUAUGAGAUGUUCCACUGAAAUGUUUGUCAUCGUAACAACCCACGAUUUAUACAGGAAAAUCCUGAAGAUUAACAAGGCUGCCCAAACCUCCACAUCCCACUGUUCCUGAUGGACUUCAGCUCAGACCUCUACUGCCCCCUGGUGUUCACACACUGCGUGUGCAGGUCCUUCCAUCUCCCAGUCCAGGGCCGUUCUGUUAUUCCUGAAACACGGAGAGACUCAGGGAGACUGGUGUAAACAUGCAUGUUAGGAAAGUUUUUUGGACCACAAAAUAAUGAAAACAGCAGCAGGUGUGAUGAUUUGGGUCUGUGCAUCUUAGAGAGCCAGUAAGUAGUUAUGUUCUGGAGGAGGCGGAGAAUCCACAGCAGGGAUCAGGGUUAUAGAAGAGAAUUGAUAACAAGCAGAUGCUCUCUGGAUGACUGUCAGAACAUUGAAGCAGAGGUAUAAUGGGUACAUGAACAAAUCAAACUAAAGGACAACAUUUCUUACUUUGUUUAUUAAAUACAGAGAAUUAGUAAAUGUAAUAUUUUUGGUCGUUCUGAAGAUUUUUAUGAUUUAUUUUUGACAGCUGAAAAAGAACAGCUGUUGCUGAAAUGUGAUUAAAGCCUAACCUUUAAGAAAAGUAUGUUGUUGCUUUUAAACUGUGGUUUAACAGGAACACACCAAACAAAACACAACACUUUGUUUUUGCUCCCGUUUCUCAUGAGCUGAACUCAAACAUCCCUCUCUCAAAGGUUGUGGCAUUGUGCUGUUUGAUCAACCUGCACAUGUCAGGGUGUCCUUUUGUUGUGGGCAGGCUAAGGCACACCUGUACAUUAUUUAUGCUGUCAUCAGCCCCUUGAUGUGCCACACCUGUGAGGUGGGAUGGGUUAUCUUGAUAAAGGAAAAGUGCUCACUAACACACAUGUAGACACAUUUCAGAACAACAUCUGAGAGUUGUGGCUGUUUUGUGUUUGUAGACAAAGUUUCAGAUGUUUGCAAAAACAAAAGUGUUGCAUUUUGUUCGAUGUAUUUCUGUUAAACCACAGUUUAGAAGCAACAAAGAGGCGAGCUGGAUCUGGCAGGAGCCUACCUGGUGUAGGUGUUUCACUCACCUUCAGCUGAUGCUGGAGUCGUCUGCUUUAAGGCUUCGUUUUGUUUCAUCCGUCUGAAACAAACAGCUGUUUAGUAAAAUUAUGCCUCACGUGGACAUCCUGUACAAGAAAUUGCAGAAGGACAUCGAUGCAGUCUUCAUCAAGCACGCCCUCCAGAUCUUCAUGAGCAGUGUUGAGGCAAGAAGGCAGUCAUCUCAACAGCAGCAGCAGGAGGCCACAGAAACCACCACCAGCAGGAGAACGGCCUUGGGAGAGGAUGAGAAGCAGAGGUUGUGGGAGAAGAUCUGCGGCACCAUCCUGGCUCACACCAGACAGAGGUUCUCCUUCACCAACCACCUGGUCAGUGCCACACUGCUGCAAGCAGAAAUGUUUGAGCAGCGCUGCCACACAUUUCCCACGGGUGCCCUGAAUGCCACGGUGGAGGCGAACCCCAUGCUCAACAAGAACCAACUGAAGACAGAACUAUCUCUGGUCUAUGAGAACCCCGAGUUCAGGAGCUGCUGCGGUGCGCUGGCGUUGUAUCAGCUUCUCAUGAGAUACAACCUCCAGGACACGUUUUCUGGGAUUGUCGCUUUGAUGAACAUCCUCAUCACAACCCCAAUGACGACAGCUGAGGCUGAGAGCUGCUUCUCAACUCUCAAAAGAAUUAAGACAUCUCUGAGAAAUUCGAUGGACCAGAAACGCCUUAAUGCGCUGGCCAUGCUGUCCAUAGAGAGGGGGCUAGUCUGGUCCAUGCCUGACUUCAAUGAGGUCAUCGAUCACUUUGCUGCUUUGAAAGACAGACGAGCAAAGUUUCAUUACAAAUGAACAGGUUCCAUAUCUUUGCUUGUGGCAUGAACUACUCGCUGUGAAACUUUUAUUCUUUUACUCAAAAUGCAACAAACCAGAUUGUGAAAACUUAAAAAUGAUUGAUGAAACAAUUCACAGAACCCCAUUUUCUUUAAUAAAAAUGUAGAUAGCUGAUUUAUUGCUGAUUGUUUUUUAAAAAUACUUUAUUCUGUUUGUUGUGUUCAACUUGUUCAUCGAUCAUACAUUUUAUACCUACAGGCCUGUAUUCAUGAUAAAUUGUAUAUUAGUUUUCACAUUUGAUCUAAAUAUGACUAUUGCAUCACAGCAUUAAACAUUUUUACCUUGAA
Messenger RNA from Nothobranchius furzeri (turquoise killifish), 4999 nucleotides. RefSeq lists its product as uncharacterized. The record is from RefSeq and is a predicted model, not a curated record. NCBI's taxonomy places the organism in Eukaryota, Metazoa, Chordata, Actinopteri, Cyprinodontiformes, Nothobranchiidae. Gene Ontology annotation, molecular function: protein dimerization activity.